AUGGGUUCUUUUGAUAAAGUCCCUGGAUUCAUCUACAACCCAACUGCAAAUCCAGAUAGGGAUGCAUAUUUUUCAGGGAUUCUUGAAAUCCAUGUUCAUCAUGCUAGGAACAUUCAUAACAUAUGUAUCUAUGACAACCAAGAUGUUUCUGCGAAAUUCUAUCUCACCUAUAAUCCGGACGAGACUCUGUCAACAAGGAUCGUCAACGGUGGAGGGAAGAAUCCUGAAUUCAAUGAGGUUUUGAUCAAGGAAAUCAACCAGAUCGAUGCUGUUCUCAAAUGCGAAAUCUGGAUGCUUAGCAGGGCUAAGAAUUCCAUGGAUGAUCGGCUUCUUGGAUUCACCUUAUUGCCGAUUUCUUCGGUUAUUGGACAAGGAAAGGUGACUAAAGAUUUUAGCCUGUCUUCUACUGAUUUGUUUCACUCCCCAGCUGGUACUAUCAAAUUAUCACUUUCUUUGAGUGCAAAUCAAAAUGCUCCUCUCGAUCCCUGUGUAAAUUCUUUGUCUGAUUCGUCUAAAACUUCUGAUCUUUUGGUGGAUAAAAAGAUCCCAGAAGAGUAUUUCAGUAUAGACUUUCCUGAUAUUAAUGUAGUCAAUGAAAACCAGCAAAUGGUUUCAGAAUAUUUUUUAGAGGGAGGAUCUUUACACAAUCAUGUUAUUGAGGCAGAAGAAUCCGCAAAGACAGAGUGUGUAAACGAGAAUCUUAAUAUAGCAGAAGAGGGGUUUUUGCACGAUCACAAGUGCAUUGAGGCUAAGAAAGCAUCUUGGGAACGUCAAUUUUGGGAUAUCGUUCUUCCUGGAAAUAUAGCAGAAGAGGGGUUUUUUCAAAUUUGCGAACUCGAUGCCAUCACAUUUAUAUACUUCAUUAUGUUCCAGGAUUCUGCAGAUCCAGUGCCAAGAAUAGCAAAGAUCGAUCCCGAUUUCAGUAGCCUAGCAAAACUAAAGGAACUAAAUGAAGAUUGGUUGAACUCUUUGUCGUGGCGGAAGUCUCCUCCACGUUCUCCUACGCGUUGGGAUUCUCCACCCGUCUCUCCCGUCUCUCCUUUUGCAUGGGAGCACGAGUCCGUUGAAUUUACUUUGAAGGAAGAAGAUGAUUGUCAUGUAUGA
Molecule: messenger RNA, 1104 nt
Organism: Fraxinus pennsylvanica
Lineage: Eukaryota; Viridiplantae; Streptophyta; Magnoliopsida; Lamiales; Oleaceae
Source: the annotation of a GenBank genome assembly